ACUACUUGACUAUUGAUAAGUGAUAACGUUGUUUAGUGUAUACUGCAGACGGAUAGUGUUGUAGUUGUUGUUAAGCACCUAAGUACUCGGUCAGUAUUUAACACUUAGUUUCAUUCUGUUGUUGAAUUGUAAAUAUAAAUUUUCUAAUGGCUGAAGAUUUUGAUUUAUCUUGUACCAACAAGUUUGAAGUUGAAUUGGGCUCUUCAUUAAGACAUUGUUGUAAUACUUCUCGCAAACUCAAACAGCUAGCUUUGAAUGCUGCAGAGUUAAAAAUAAAUAAUCAAAUAAACUUGACCUGCAAAGAAAAUGACGUUGGCCUAAGUGUAAAAAAUAUUUUAGAUGCAGUGCAAAAUUUACGUGGUAAAUUAAAUAUUAUUGAAACAACAUUCGAUUGUUCUGAUAAGACUGUAUUUAAUCUUGGAGAAACUGUUCAAGAGCUUGAGAGUGUUGUUAACAUUGUGUCAAAAAACAAGAACACAAUUUUUACUCACCGUAAUCUUUUAUAAUUUAUUUAUCUUAUUUUAUUCAAUUAUAUAAUAAGUACCUAGUAGUAUUACAUUUAUAAUGUCAUUUAAACGUGUAUGUGAUGGAUCAGGCAGCGAUUUACUCAAAAGUCUUGAGUCACAAAGGAUCAGAGAAUUACUUGGCAUUCAAAUACCAGAUGGUGAAGCCAAAUUGUUGUCCAAUGGGAAGUUGACUUGUAUGAUUUGUAUUCAAAGACCAAUUUUUGAUACGGUUAAUGUGCUCUCAAUUCACAGAAAAGGAAAAAAACAUUUAAACGAACUUAGUAAAUAUUUGGAAAGAAAGGAAGAGUUAGAGUUAAUAAAGAUUAAGCAACAACAAAAAAAAUGUAUUCAGUCAUUUGGUGCUCCAAAAUUGUAUAAUAGUUCUACAGAACGUAAAACAAAAUUAGAACUACCAAAAGAUGAUUCAGAUAAUUCUAAAGAAUCUUCUAUUGUUUCACGCUAUGUAUCUUCAAUGAAAAAAAAACCAUCUUUACAAGAUGUUAUAAAUCGUGCAAGAAAACAUCCUUAUCAGCUACCGGUCUCUAAUUCACAUACCCCAGUGUCCAAAAAUACCUCAGAUAUCAUUCCAUCAAUACAGACUUCCAGCAAUAAAGAAAUUGAAAUUGGUUGGAUAAUUAAUUCUGACGGAUCAUGGUCUAAGGAUCCACAAGCUGAAUUUGAUUCUGAUGAUGACUGAUUUGUAUGCAGAUUAUAUGUAAAACAAUUUUAUACCGAAACAAAUGACAUCAAUUGCUGAGAAAUCAUCCAAUAUGAAAUUACCACUCAUAACAAUGGGUUGAAUUCUUGAUGUAAAACCAAGUAGAGAAUUUUCUAGGCCUGUGAUCCUUUGUAAGAUUAUUAAUACAUUUUUAAUUAUGAUUUUA
Molecule: messenger RNA, 1390 nt
Organism: Metopolophium dirhodum (rose-grain aphid)
Lineage: Eukaryota; Metazoa; Arthropoda; Insecta; Hemiptera; Aphididae
Product: sodium channel modifier 1-like
Exons: 10
Coding region: 565-1203 (212 amino acids)
Biological process (GO): RNA splicing
Cellular component (GO): nucleus
Source: RefSeq, a predicted model, not a curated record